This is a messenger RNA of Onychomys torridus (southern grasshopper mouse), 1716 nucleotides long. Its product is annotated as histone H2B type 1-K. The coding region runs from base 171 to 680 and encodes 169 amino acids. The record is from RefSeq and is a predicted model, not a curated record. Gene Ontology annotation, cellular component: nucleosome. Lineage: Eukaryota; Metazoa; Chordata; Mammalia; Rodentia; Cricetidae. Gene Ontology annotation, molecular function: DNA binding; protein heterodimerization activity; structural constituent of chromatin. The transcript has a single exon.
UGUAGACUUUACUACAGUAGGGUGUAACGGCUUAAGGCCUUUAUAAGCUUUCCCAAGGGUGGGGUCAGGAGCCAGCUUUUCAUUGGUCGUAAUUUGGCCCCAGAGAAGUCCAAUGAAAUCUGGAAUUCAGAGUCUUUGUUAUGUAGGCUUGUACUGAAAACGGAAGUUUCAUGUACGGACCAAUGGGAAUGCAAAGUAUUUUGAGGCCUAAUUUACAUAAGGUGGUUAUAAAAGGCUCUAGUCCGCCGGGUUCCAGCUUGUUUUCCCACUUACUAGGCAACCUUUCUGUGUUUUCAAUCAUGCCUGAGCCGGCUAAACCCGCCCCGGCUCCUAAGAAGGGCUCCAAGAAGGCUGUCACCAAGGCGCAAAAGAAAGACAGCAAGAAGCGCAAGCGCAGCCGCAAGGAGAGCUACUCCAUCUACGUGUACAAGGUGCUGAAGCAGGUGCACCCCGACACAGGCAUCUCGUCCAAGGCCAUGGGCAUCAUGAAUUCAUUUGUUAAUGACAUCUUCGAGCGCAUCGCGGUUGAGGCUUCGCGCCUGGCUCAUUAUAACAAGCGCUCCACCAUCACGUCACGGGAGAUCCAGACGGCCGUGCGCCUGCUGCUGCCGGGGGAGUUGGCUAAGCACGCCGUGUCCGAGGGCACCAAGGCGGUCACCAAGUACACCAGCGCCAAGUAGAAGCCCUCCUGGAUGAGGCGCUCGCUGGCCCUUUUGCUCUAAAGUCUCUCGCAAGAGCCACCGACUUAAAUCAGGAAAGAGCUUUGUCCACUUGCAUUAGUUUCUAGCUCCUAUCCCAAAGUUACUUUAAGGGUCUUGGAGACGGUACACUUCAGUUUCAGACAUUUGUAGUUUGAGGUUCCCUGAGCUGGUUUGCAGGUGCCUGUAGAGCUAGCACCCCGCUUAGCUUCUUGGAGUUUUAAACUGGGGUAAUGGAGGUCGGCCUCUGGGCGGGUUUCUUCCGGGUUCUAGACUGGUGUUCGGGCGCUUUAUUUACGGACCUAAAGAGAGAUGACUUGACUGCUUCGGCCGUUAGAGGGCUCCAGGACACACCUAAACCUGUGUCGACGAAUGCUGCGCUCGGUCCAGUUAUGUGUCCCGGGUACGGGCGGUUUCCUGUACUUAGGGCGGUGUUCUCGCCUUUAACUGAAAGAUUUACCAUCAUCACAAACGUUCCGCGUUGCUGCGGAUUUCGAAGACGUCUGUUGGAGUUCUUCAGGCUUUAGAAUCCCCUGUUCAUGGCUUGUAAUUUUACACCCACAUCCACACCCCCAUUUAAUACUUUGCGUUAUCCUCUGCGGUGCCAGGUUCCUGCAAAGAUUGCUCAUGUUUUUGCUCUUGGACCCAUGAAGCGAUCUUUAAUUAACCCACUCAAGGAGUUAGCUUUUUCCUGCCUGCCGAGUCUCCACUGUCUGAAGUUGUUUGCUUUCUUGUUUACGCUGUCUCUGGUGAAGCUGGCCUGAGGUUCUGAUACCUCCAGAGCCCACAAAUGCCUGACACACCCCAGACGCUCAAGUACUUAUUAUUGAAUUCAUUUUUAUGUCAGUGCUUUUGAAAUUGCUUCCGUGGCCGGGGGUGGGCGGGGCGGCUUGUCUGUUUGAUGUGUGUGAAGACACGAUAGAACAGAAAUGUUUUGAGGAUUCUUUCUCCAAGUCUGUCCUUAGUUAAUGCGAUGGCUGUUCUUGGUUAUCAACUUGACUACAUCUGGAAAUAAGUA